Diaporthe citri is the source of this 1542-nucleotide messenger RNA. RefSeq lists its product as uncharacterized. Bases 1 to 1542 code for a protein of 513 amino acids. NCBI's taxonomy places the organism in Eukaryota, Fungi, Ascomycota, Sordariomycetes, Diaporthales, Diaporthaceae. Gene Ontology annotation, molecular function: metal ion binding; heme binding; indoleamine 2,3-dioxygenase activity. The transcript has a single exon. Gene Ontology annotation, cellular component: cytoplasm. The record is from RefSeq and is a predicted model, not a curated record. Gene Ontology annotation, biological process: 'de novo' NAD+ biosynthetic process from L-tryptophan.
AUGUUUCCUCCCAUCCCGGUACUCUCCGAUUAUGGAAUCUCGCCUAGCCAUGGCUUCCUGCCGGAAGCCCUUCCCUUGACGAGGCUCCCGGACCCGUACUACAACAAAUGGGAGGCCAUCGUCGCGAACCUGCAGGCCCUGAUCCUCAGCAGGCGCCUCCGAGGCGUCAUCGACCGCCUCCCUGUGCUCUCCACCGUCGGUCUGGAACACGAUGCGGAAUGGCGGAGGGCUUACAGCCUGCUGGUCUUCAUGGCGCACGGUUACAUAUGGGGUGGUGACAGCCCCAGCGACCGCCUCCCGCCCUCCAUUGCCGUGCCUCUCCUGACCGUGUCGGAGAGGCUCGAGGUCCUCCCCGUUGCUACCUAUGCCGGGGUGUGCCUUUGGAACUUCAAGCCGCUGUUCGUCGACGAGGGCAUUGACUCGCUCGAGAACCUCGCCACCUUGACAACCUUUACCGGUGCCAUCGAUGAGUCCUGGUUUUACCUGGUCUCUGUCGCUAUCGAGGCCCGGGGCGCGCCCAUUAUCCCGCUCAUGUUGACGGCCAUGGCCGCUGCCCGCGACGGCGAUGCAGCUGCCGUCGCCCGUUGCUUGCGCGCAUUCGCAGAGCGCCUGGACGAUCUCGGCACCCUGCUGCAGCGCAUCCACGAGAGUUGUGACCCCACCAUUUUCUAUCACCGCAUCCGGCCGUUCCUCGCAGGAAGCAAGAAUAUGGCCGAGGCUGGUCUGCCCAACGGCGUCCUCUACGAGCUCGAUGAAUCUGGUCGCGGCGAGUACCGCCAGUACAGCGGUGGUAGCAACGCCCAGAGCUCGAUCAUUCAGUUCUUCGAUAUUGCGCUUGGUAUCGAUCACCGGCCGACCGGCGAGAAAGCCCCAUCUGGCGAUGGGUCUGCUUCCGAGUCCGACGCCAGCCGCGGCAGGGCCCCUGCGCCCCGUCACAACUUCCUCAUGGAAAUGAGGAAGUAUAUGCCUGGCCCUCACGCGCGCUUCCUGAAUGACGUCUCGUCCGUGGCCAAUAUCCGCGACUUUGUCGAGUUGCGCGGGUCAUCGGACAAGGGACUGCGCAUCGCAUACGACGCGUGCCUUUCGAUGCUGAGCGCGCUGCGCGACAAGCACAUCGCCAUCGUCACGCGCUACAUCGUGACACCCAGCCGGGAGGUCCGCGCCAGGAGCCGCAGCCGCAGCCCCGAGGCCGUGAGGCAGCGCGUCAACCUCGCGACCGCCUCGCGCAGGCAGCAGCAGCCUGCCAAGCCCUCCCGCGGGCCUCAGGGCAUUGCGCUCGACACGAGCGGCGACGGGAAGAAGGACCUGACGGGCACGGGCGGCACCCAGCUCAUGUCAUUCCUCAAGCAGGCGCGCGACGAGACGGGCGAGCCUGCCGUCGACGAUUGGGCGAGGAGGUUCAUGAGCCGGAAGCCGCGCCGGGAAGGAAGAAACGACUUCUUCCUCGGCAAGGAGCAGCUUCCGGUCGAGGAGGUCGAGGUCGCCGGUCUCGCCGGUACUUGGACGAUGGAGGAUGACUUUGGUGGGCUUUGUGCCGUUUGA